AAACGACCAUCACUGCGGUAGACACUAAAUGUAGAAGAAGAGGAGGAGAAGAUGACUCUUGCGGCGGGCGGUGUGCAAUCCGGUGUGCAAUACACCUUCACCUUCAUACCAACAAUGGCCUUGGGCCUAAACUCUGUCACCUGCUAUCGUUUCUUCGACGCAUCGCUGCGGUGUACUUUCCACCUUCACUUGGACUUCUUCUCACACAUAAAAUCCCGCCCGCCUUCCUCAAGUCUUCCACUCUCGUCGAACCUUUCCAGUAUUCCGUUCUUGGUCUCACAUCACGCUUUGAGAAUCUCUAGCAACACCUCUAACCACCUUCUAAGAAGUAAAUAUCCGAACAUCAUCAACAAUGCCUCCCAAGAAGGACACUAAGGAUGACCCGAACUCGGUUGCUGGGUUCGACGGUCGCGAGACGAAGUUGUUGGCCGCUGCCUUCCUCGCAACCACUGCGCCGGACAAGUACGACUAUGAGCUUUUCGCGACGCUUACCGGCAACACGGCUGGCUCGCUCAAGAAGAUGUUUCCCCCGGUGAAGCGCAAGGCCGUCGAGGCUCACCCAUCAUUCGCCGCCUUCCUUGGGGCCCCUGCCACUGGUACCGGCGAAGAGACCAAGGCUGCUCCCAAGGCCGCCGCUGGAAGGAAGCGCAAGGCGAAGUCUGACAGCGACGACACCGAGGCAGGCAAGGAGCUAAAUCCCGAGAUUUCCAUGGACGACGUCAAGACCGACAGCAAGAAGAAGGCUCCGGCCAAGGGUCGCGGUCGCGGCAAGAAGGCCAAGACCGAGAAGGCUGAGGCUGAGGCCAAGGAGGAGGCCAAGGACGACGGCGAGACGGGUAUGUGCACCAUCUCAAGGAACAUAUCGAAUUUGGCUAACAGUGAAGCGGUCGAGGAGGAUGAGGAGAUCUAGAUCUUUCCUUCACGGCUCCCCACGCUUUCGUUCUCGGAUCCCAGGGCGUUCACGGCGGGUCAUGGUCUUCUUUGGUUGUGAGACUGGUCAGUAUGGGCAUUUUUGGGUGGAUAUCUCUACG
This is a messenger RNA of Trematosphaeria pertusa, 1031 nucleotides long. RefSeq lists its product as uncharacterized. The transcript has 3 exons. NCBI's taxonomy places the organism in Eukaryota, Fungi, Ascomycota, Dothideomycetes, Pleosporales, Trematosphaeriaceae. The coding region runs from base 353 to 910 and encodes 185 amino acids. The record is from RefSeq and is a predicted model, not a curated record.